This is a messenger RNA of Setaria italica (foxtail millet), 2414 nucleotides long. RefSeq names its product acyltransferase-like protein At1g54570, chloroplastic. Gene Ontology annotation, cellular component: membrane. The record is from RefSeq and is a predicted model, not a curated record. Lineage: Eukaryota; Viridiplantae; Streptophyta; Magnoliopsida; Poales; Poaceae. The transcript is spliced from 14 exons. Bases 239 to 2266 code for a protein of 675 amino acids.
UCUCUCUCUCUCUCUCUCUCUCUCUCUCUCUCUCUCUCUCUCUCUCUCUGACAGAGCGGCCCGCCUUUGACGCGCGCUUCCCCCCUUUUUUUAUGGCUCUCGGCAAACACGCCGCCGCCAUACACAAGCGCGCGCACUGCUGCUGGUCGCGGUGAUCGAGCGCCCGGCCCAAGUGGUCAACCAGCCAACCUCGCUCCUCGAUCACCUACUGCUAGCUUUCCAGUUCCAGCCACCGGCCAUGCCGCCGGCGGUCACCGCCGCGGCGGGGCCUCGCGCUCGGUGGCCGCCGACCCUCGCCCCCGCCCGCGCGCCGGCAACGCGGUGUCGUCGCGCGCCCGCCGCGCGCGGGCCGCACGCGGUGGCGGUGGCGUCUGGCUCGGCCUCGGCGUCGUCACCACCGCCGCCGAGGAGGAGAGGGCUGAGGGAGUACGUGGAAGCGGCGGGGGAGAUGGCGCGGCGGAAGGACGGCGGGCCGCCGCGAUGGUUGUCGCCGAUCGAGUGCGGGGACGCCGGCGGGCGCGUCCCCGGCGCGCCCACGCUGUUCUACCUUCCCGGGAUCGACGGAGUUGGUUUAGGACUUAUCCGGCACCAUGAGAAACUGGCAAAGAUGUUUGAGCUGUGGUGCUUGCAUAUACCAGUUGAAGAUCGUACGUCCUUCGAAGGACUUGUUGAGUAUGUGGAGACGACAGUGAAAUCAGAGAGCUCAAGAGCACCAGACAGACCAGUCUAUCUUGUUGCAGAAUCAGUAGGAGCGUGCAUUGCUCUAGCCGUGGCAGUGCGAAACCCAGACAUCGAUCUGGUACUGGUCCUAGUAAACCCAGGAACAUCAUUCCAUAAUUCACAGCUGCAAACUCUCUCAGCCUUCUUGGACUUGGUCCCUGAACCCUUCCAUUUGACCACUCCACAGCUGCUAAAUUUUCUGACAGGGAAUUUCAUGAAUAUGCCGUUAACUUUUAUUGGACGUGGCCUCUCUCUUGAAGAAGCUGGUCAGACGUUAUCAGAUAUCACCUCCAGUUUGUUUGCUUCCCUUUUGUUUUUGGUUGAUAUAUUGACAAAGGAAUCUAUCGUUUGGAAGUUAAAAAUGUUGAAGACAGCAUCAUCAUUUGUAAAUUCCCGUUUACAUGCAGUCAAGGCCCAGACUUUGGUACUAGCCAGUGGAAAUGAUGAACUGCUGCCAAGCAGCCAAGAGGCUGAGAGGCUACGUGGUGCUCUAGAGAAAUGCAGAACACGCCUUUUCAGAGACAAAGGCCACAAAAUCUUACUGGAAGAUGAAUUUGAUCUCGCGACCACCAUUAAAGGAGCUGGGUACUAUCGCCGCUCUAGGAAGACAGACUUUGUUUCAGACUAUUUACCGCCAACUCCUGAUGAGCUCCAACAGGCUAUCAACCGCGACAGGGUCCUAAACUUUAUCACUGACCCAGUGCUACUAUCAACACUGCCUGAUGGGAAGAUAGUGAGGGGCCUGGCUGGGCUGCCAAGGGAGGGUCCUGCCGUGUUGGUCGGGUACCACAUGCUCCUGGGGCUUGAGCUUGGACCCAUGGUCACAGGGGUGCUGAGCAGCACCGGAGUCCACAUCCGGGGCCUGGCUCACCCUGUCAUUUUCGACAAAAACUCCGAGCAGCUCAUGCCUCACUCGGCGUACUUUGAUCUCCACCGGAUCUUGGGGGCAGUACCAGUCACGGGGGCCAAUUUUUACAAGCUCCUUGCAGACAAAGAGUUCGUGCUGCUGUACCCUGGAGGCGCGCGGGAAGCGCUUCAUAGGAAGGGAGAGGAGUACAAGUUGUUUUGGCCGGAGCAGCCUGAAUUUGUGAGAAUGGCAUCCAGGUUUGGAGCAACGAUCAUACCAUUUGGAGUAGUGGGAGAAGAUGAUAUAGGCGAUUUGUUGUUAGACUACAAUGAUAUUCAGAAGCUUCCCUUCUAUGGUAUGCUCGACGAGGCGCUAAACCGCGAUGACCUAAAGCUAAGGACUGAUUCCAUGGGGGAGCUGAAAGAUCAAGGGAUGCACCCAGUAGUGCUUGCACCGAAGGUACCAGGGCGGUUUUAUUUCGUCUUUGGAAAGCCUAUUGAAACAAGAGGGAGAGAGAAGGAGCUGAGAGACAAAGAGGAGGCUCAGCAGCUCUAUUUGCAAGUCAAAUUUGAAGUGGAGAGCUGCAUCAACUAUCUGAAGGAGAAAAGACAAAAUGACCCCUACAGGAGUAUACUGCCCAGGCUUCUCUACCAGGCGGUUCAUGGUCCCAAUGCAGAAAUACCCACAUUUGAACCAUGAGAUGUUCACUCGAUAAUACCAUUAGUUAGAAUCCAAACCAACUGUCAAUAAUAAAGUGCUUUGUUACCAUUAUCCUCAAAACAAUCAUGUUCAUUGAUUUGAUUGUAUCUCAUUCAAAGCAUAAGGUCAAUAAAAUUCAGUUCAUACC